GAUACCACUACAUAUAUUUGUGACUUUCACCGCGAACAGUGCUGGGAAAGAUGGCUACGAAAGUCUGAAAAUGGGUUGACUGACAGCAGGGAAGAGGUCCUAACAUUUCUUCGCAACGUGGCAAAAUCACCAACAAAAGAGUCAUUUGAAAAAAAUUUGUCUUCCCUUAAGGAGAGUGCAGUUUGGCUGGCUAAUCCCAAGCUCAGGAAUUGGUUUGAAAAAACAUGGCUUGUAGAGUCUAAGGUAAGAAUUGAAAUAAAGCACACAGCACACAGUUUUAUACUUGUCUGCAAUAGACUCCUUCCCGUAACUCCCAAUCUGGAGGACAAAACAAUGGUUGUUCUCUCUUCUGAGAGAAAAAACCUUUUCAAAUGCAAGGCAAUCUUAUUGUUUUGCCCUCCAAAUUGGGAAUAAACUGAAAGGGGUCUAGAAGUACAUUGCAUGCAAUAUACACAGUUGAACCCCUAUCCAGCUAAAUGCAUUGACACUGAAAUAAAUUUAUUGUUAUUAUUAUUAUUAUUAUUAUUAUUAUUAGAGUUGUAUUAUUUUAAAAAAAUUAUUAUUAUAAUUACUAAUUAUUAACUGGUCACCUAUUAAACGGCCAACCCGUAUUACUCGCCCAGUAAUCAAAGCUCCCAUGAGGGGUUUUUUAAAUUGUUGUUUACCUCUAUUUAAGCAGCCACUAUCCAUUUCCCCAAGGGUGGCUGCUUAUUAGGGUUCGAACUGUAUAAGAACGAAAGCUUGCCUCUGCAAGCCCAUGUCCUCCUUUGCCCGACAUACAGGUAAAUAACACGCCUGUCUAACAUAUUCGUGUAAAUAAUAAAUAUUGAUGAAGUGAGCUGUUAGCAUGCAGCAAGGACCAGUUCACUAAAAAGUUUAAAUUCUCUGUAAAUUGCGUUUUAUUACAGCGAUGGGUGUGGGCAUUCAGACAGGACCGAUUCAUGUUGAGUAUCAACACUAACAACGGCAUUGAGAGACAGAAUGAGUCCUUGAAAUACCAGUACCUGAAGGAUCGAAAUAACAACAGCCUCAGUGGAAUGGUUACGACACUAAUCGAGGAAUUUCUACCCGACAAAUACAGAAGGUACAUUACAUCCCACAUUCAAAAAUUCAAAUGCUUAAAGUUAAAAUAGGGAUUAAUGCAAAGAUUCUACAACAUAUGCAACUCAAAUAUCACUGCAUAAUUAUUAACAAUUCAUUAAGAAGCUGCUUUUUUCCCAGGUAUGUGGAGCUUAACACAAGGUGCAGUGAAGGAUACAGGCGCUACAGCUCAGAUGUGCCAAAAUACUUGCACAAUAAACCAAGACCAUUUGUGAACCACUGCAGGCAGCGCAUAAUAUCUGCUGUUGAAGUAGAACCCCAGCAUAUCAAGGAGGUUUGUAAUGGCAUAGAAGAUGGUCAGUUCCAAGUGCAAUCACAGUCAAGCAACACAUGGUACAGCCUGUCUUUUGGUGCUGGGGAUGUCAUGCCACGAUGCAGCUGUCCGGAUUUUUGCCACACAGGGCUCCUAUGCAAGCAUUUUUUUGCAAUUUUCGACCAUUACCCAAAAUGGCAGUGGGGUUCAUUGCCAGAAAAAUAUCGUGAAAACCCCCAUCUCUCACUAGACAGGGAGCAUGUGUUUGCUGAUUUCACUAAGUAUAAAAGUGGUGAAGAAAAUCACAACAUUCAGAUUGGUCAAGACGUACCAGGAAAUCAGCAAGAUGGCAAAGCAGGUGUCCCAAACCAGAAAGUCAAAGGCAUUGAAAGUCAAAUCAGGCAAGAGGCAGUAACAUGUAGGGAGAAGCUUAAAGGGCUAACAUCAUUGACAUACAACAUUGAAGAUGUAAGUGCCCUCAAAGAACUCAACAGUUCCCUUGAAAUGUUACUAAUUAAGUUCACAACCUUUCAAACAACUGAUGAAAAGGAAAACUCAUUACAAAAACAAACGUUGAUUAAAGAACAAUCUGGCAAGAAACAACUCAAAUCAUCUUUUGGAAAUUACCUGCCACUACCUGUGCGCCCCAAGAAAAAAAGGUUUCACAACAGAGUUGGAGAAUAUGCAUCCAUGAUGCAAAAACACUAUAAAGUGCAAAUCCCUGUUGAUGGAGUGUCAGUCAAGACAUCCAAAACAAAAAGUUCUCUCAAAAGAAAGAAAGAAUUGCACAAAGAAUCCAAACAUCCUUCUCCACCAAAGAAACAACGCACAGAAGAACAGAACCACCUUGUCCAAAAUGAAACUAAAACAAGCAAUGAUCCAUCCGCUGCUCAGGAGAGAACUGAUAGCCCUCCAACUAACACUCAACACAAAAAUUCAGAAGACCAACCUUUGCAGAAAGAAAUACCGGUAUUCUCAUCGGCAGUCAGCAACAGUCAAUCAUCAACAGUCAGCAAUAGUCCAUCAUCAGCAGUCAGCAACAGUCCAUCAUCAACAGUCAGCAACAGUCCAUCAUCAGCAGUCAGCAAUAGUCCACCAUUAGCAGUCAGCAACAGUCCAUCAUCAACAGUCAGCAACAGUCCAUCAUCGGCAGUCAGCAACAGUUCAUCAUCAGCAGUCAGCAACAGUCCAUCAUCAGCAGUUGGCAACAGUCCAUCAUCAAAAGUCAGCAACAGUCCAUCAUCAGCAGUUGGCGACAGUCCAUCAUCAAAAGUCAGCAACAAUCCAUCAUCAGCAGUCAGCAACAGUCCAUCAUCAACAGUCAGCAACAGUCCAUCAUCGGCAGCCAGCAACAGUCCAUCAUCAGCAGUCAGCAACAGUCCAUCAUCAGCUGUCAGCAAUGGUCAAUUUGGUGACUCAAGUACUCCUUCAAACAAAUCUACUCCAGGACCUAUUAUAAUUGACGAAAAUUCUCCUGAUCCUCCAUCAUGGUUGACAAUAGAAAAUUGUGACCCUGAGGAUCCACAUUACAAACUUAAUCUGUAUAUAGAAAACAAGACAAGAAUUUUACAGAAGACCACCUGGCUCUCAGAUUCUGAAAUCCAUGCAGGGCAAAUGCUCCUCAAGAGGGAUUAUCCCUUCGUGGACGGGCUAUGUGAUCCAGCAAUAAAAGGGUCCCUUGUUGUCCCUGCAACAUCAGAGUUCAUUCAGAUCAUCAAUACUGGGAACCACUGGGUGUGUCUAAGUACAAUUUCAACAACAUCCAGUCCCGACACUGUCAAGAUUUUCGAUAGCCUUUAUCAGAAUACUAAUUCAACAGCAGUAGAGCAUGCCUGUCGCAUGUUGAUGUAUCCAGGAGACAAAGUCACCUUUAUCAAUGAGAAAGUCCAGCGACAAGUUGGAGGUAGUGACUGUGGUCUGUUUUCGCUGGCAUUUGCAACUGAUUUGUGUCAUGGUAUAGAUCCCACAAAUCAGAAGUAUAACCAAGGAUCUAUGCGACAGCAUUAUGUCAACUGCCUAGAAAAUGGAGCCAUGUCACCAUUCCCCAAAACUGAAAAGAGAGUGCCACGUUACUUGGGCAGUGUCAAGUCAUCUGUUGCUAUUUACUGUGUGUGUAGGCUACCAUAUGACAGAGAAGAAUAUGUUCAGUGCAGCAAUGGAAAAUGCAAAAAAUGGUAUCAUCCCACCUGUGUUAAAAUACCAGCCUGGGCAAUAAACAGCAACCGUAAGUGGAGAUGCAACAAAUGCGAAGAGGAUGCAAAAGUUACAUCUUCCUCAAGAAAUUAA
Molecule: messenger RNA, 3640 nt
Organism: Porites lobata
Lineage: Eukaryota; Metazoa; Cnidaria; Anthozoa; Scleractinia; Poritidae
Source: the annotation of a GenBank genome assembly